AAGCUCAGGCGCACUUAGCGCUCGCGCUGUGGCCGCGCGGGCAGAAGGAGCGCACCUCUCCAGAGCGCACGGCGCGGCGCGGCACAGGAGGGGGGCGGAUCCAGCAGGACACCGGCGUCGGCUCUCCGGGACAUCAUUCAGACGCAGAGGCGAGCUCCCUUCGGCGUGGAGAGACGAUCAUUUAGGACGUUUUCCUGCGUGGAUGCGCUCCAGCCGCAUCGGAAGCCUCCACCGUGCGCCCUCGCUCCUCCAGAUGAGUUGACCGAGUGAAAAAAGGCACCGAGAUCGGACGUGUCCGUCCCGCGGUGCGAACUUCCCACUGGACCCAAACUUUGCAGCUCGGCUCGGCAUGAUCAUUUCCAACGCGAGCCUGAGCUGCGCGCACUGUCCCGGGGGAGAAGUGGCCCGCGGCGCGGCGGCGGUGACGGACGCGUACGAGGAGGUGUCCGGCUCGCUCCCUCCUCCGUCCCUCAGCCCGACGGGGCACCUGGUGGUGGCGGUGUGCCUCGGCUUCAUCGGCACCUUCGGCUUCCUCAGCAACUUCCUGGUGCUGGCGCUGUUCUGCCGGUACCGGGCGCUGCGCACUCCCAUGAACCUCCUGCUGGUGAGCAUCUCCGCCAGCGACCUGCUGGUCAGCGUGCUCGGCACCCCGUUCAGCUUCGCGGCCAGCACGCAGGGACGCUGGCUGAUCGGACGCGCCGGCUGCGUUUGGUACGGCUUCAUCAACGCCUGCCUGGGCAUCGUGUCCCUGAUUUCCUUGGCCGUCCUGUCGUACGAGCGCUACUGCACCAUGAUGGUCCCCACCAUCGCCGACGGCCGGGACUUCCGCCCGGCGCUGGCGGGGAUCUGCUUCUCCUGGCUCUACUCGGUGGCCUGGACCGUGCCGCCGCUGCUGGGCUGGAGCCGGUACGGGCCCGAGGGCCCCGGCACCACCUGCUCGGUGGACUGGAGGACGCAGACGCCCAACAACAUCUCCUACAUCAUCUGCCUGUUCACCUUCUGCCUGCUGCUGCCCUUCAGCGUCAUCCUCUACUCCUACGGCAAGCUGCUGCACGCCAUCCGACAGGUCCGCAGCGUCAGCUCGGUGGUCACGCGGCGCCGGGAGCAGCGGGUCCUGGUCAUGGUGGUCACCAUGGUGGUCUGCUACCUGGUCUGCUGGCUGCCGUACGGCGUGGCGGCUCUGCUGGCGACCUUCGGCCCCCGCGACCUCCUGACGCCGGAGGCCAGCAUCACGCCGUCGCUGCUCGCCAAGUUCUCCACCGUCAUUAAUCCUUUCAUCUACAUAUUCAUGAACAAACAGUUUUACAGGUGUUUCAGGGCGUUCCUGCGCUGCUCCACCCCCGAGCGAGGCUCCACCAUGAAGACCUUCUCUCGAGCGACCAAGACGCUGCGGACCGCCCGCCAGGAGAAGGACAUCCACGUGUCCGCCGCCGCCCCGUCCACGGCCAUGCCCACGCCGGACUCCCACCGCGAGUCCACGCAGGGCGCCAAUCACACGGCGGCGCCGCCGCCGUUCAGUCCGGACUGCUGCGGUCCCACUCAGGCUCCCGCCGCCGCCGCCGCCGCCGCCGCCGGGCCCAAACCCACGCUGAUCCUGGUGGCGUACUACAGGGAGUGACUCUGAGAACAAUGGGGGCUGAACGCUUAUGGAAAUAAAAGAAAGGAGGGGGGCAAGCGAUUAGAGGCGCAGGUCUCCAAUUAACAAGCAAAUCCUCUUAAUAGAGCGAGAAAAGCGCUCAGUGGGAGUCUCGCAUGCACGCCGGGACGUUUUAAUCCCCGGACGGGUUAUCGUUUCCCGGCGAGGUCGGCAAACAGGGACGCACGUCUCCGUGUACAGAGAUGUGGAGAUUAGGGCUACUCUCGGCGCUUUGUGUUGGAUUACACACCUCAGCCGCUCACGCUACCUGCCGCGGCCCCGGAGGGGAAAAAACACAAAAGUCACCGUCGGGUCGCAGCAAAGCGCGGAGAGGCCGAUCACUCAACAACGCGCUCAGUGUGUGGGAAAAUUGUGAAUACUUUUACAACGUGAUCUGUUCAUACCUUGAAACUGAAAUUGAAAUGUUGAUUUGAGAUCAAAUCCCCCUUUAUUCUGUAGGUUUUUGCAGUCAAUAAA
Molecule: messenger RNA, 2113 nt
Organism: Salarias fasciatus (jewelled blenny)
Lineage: Eukaryota; Metazoa; Chordata; Actinopteri; Blenniiformes; Blenniidae
Gene: tmtopsb
Product: teleost multiple tissue opsin b
Exons: 4
Coding region: 350-1618 (422 amino acids)
Biological process (GO): G protein-coupled receptor signaling pathway; visual perception
Cellular component (GO): membrane
Molecular function (GO): G protein-coupled receptor activity
Source: RefSeq, a predicted model, not a curated record